AUCGAAAACGUGGCAUCGCCGUCGUCUGGUUUAAUUAGCUUCUCUGUGAUUAUUUUCUUUCCUUAAUCUAGCUGCUUCUGAUUGAGAGGAGCUUCUCAUUAGCAAUCAGGUUACAUCCUUAACUCUCUUUUCUAAUUUAAUUUGAGUUAGUGGUGCGUCUGCUGCUUCUCUUUUUAUUUCUUACCUGCUUAUUCUUUCUUUUUGCUGGCUCUUGGAGCAGCGUCUGGGCUCACCUGUGGAGUAAUAAGUAGUAGUGUGUGCAGGCAAAGCUUUGCCGUGUAUGAAAGCACUCCCUGCUAUGUUCCCUAUAAACUCUAUUUCUCCUCAGAGUGGCUUUUACUGUAGCCCAACAUCCCUAACAGCGAAGGCAAAGAAAAAUAGCCGCCUUCUGAGAAGGGGAGUUUCCAUUUUGGGGAGGGAAAGAUAACCACAAAUAUCUACAAAGCAAAAUCGCUUUCCCGAAGGGCAGUAGUGCGUGUUUGGAUUCGUGUGAGCAGAAAUGAUGUGCUUGUGUUACUCCGGUUUGCAAAACCGUACUUGUUUCGAAAUGAAUGUUGGGAUGAUGGUGUCUAGACUUGAAUUUAAGUGUCCUCAAAUCACGGAGAGCAUGGGAUGGGAUUGCCUUGUCUACAGCCUCGUGCAGUUGUGGAUACUCGGAGACGUCUUUCCGUCCCGGUCUCUUCAUCUUUCAGCUGGCUUCCUGCAAGGGCAAAGAGGCAGAGCCCACCAAGAAAUUGUUUGCCUCCGAGGGCAGCUGAAUGUCAGCUCCAGGAGACUCCAAGCUAGGAUACGAUGGGAAGAGCUUACAACUUUCUUGAUGAGUUCUGUCCCCUCUCCUUAGCCACUCAUCGGAGCGGUUUUCUUCUGAGGGAUGCGAGCUCUCUCUCGCCCUCCUGAAUGCGUGACUUGCGCUCGCAAAGUGCUCGGUGGUGGAACUCAUGUUGGUAGCAGUGGCGCUGGAAGAGGAGGGCACGUGCGGUAUGAGUGCACCAAAAGGCAUCUAGUGUCUUUUUUUGAACCGCUUCAAAAGCCAUCACUGAAAGUCGCUGGAGCCAAGCGUACUUUGGAAGUGAUCGCAAACAUGCGUUUGGCCCCAGUCUGACUGGUCGCAGGUGGGACCUUAGAGGAACGUGUGUGACAAAAAGCGCCCGGUGAGGGUACGAGAAGUGAAGGAUGUGUGUCAGUUGAAGGCUGGAUUGUGGCACGUCGAGUCUCCGGUGGUUCCUUCCUUUCCUGGCCAAGGUCAAGCUGUGCGUUUGUCUAAAGCUCAGCUCCCUGGUGAAAUGGUUGCUCUUCCCGCUGUUUUUCCUGUAGGUGCAGAAAUUGUUCUCCCCCAGGAUGGGUGUUUGCGGCCCUUGAUGCCAGGAACUUCACAAAGUAAAAUCCUGUCUUUUUUCAGAAGCUGGGCGAGGAUGCCGCUCUUCUGGUGACGCGUCCUGCUUUUGUCGUUGCUGGGGCGAUGUUACGGCCUGCUCUGUUCGACUGUUCGGUGUGACCCUCUUGGACUCUAGAGGGUGUUGCUGACUUUAGAUGCUGGGUAGCAGAGGAAUCUCUUCAGCUACAAAUGUUGAGAUUGCACUAAGCUUGGCUCUGAUAGCUUUUUUUUUUUUUUUUGGUCUCUUUCUAGGUUAUGGAGACUGGAACUCUGGGACGAACCGAGGUUAUGAGGGAUACAAUUAUGGCUAUGGAUAUGGUCAGGAUAACUCGGGCAGUUAUGGCUACGGCAUGGCAACUUCCAACUCCUGGGAAAUGGCCAAUUCGGACGUUGACAUGAACCCCGAUGCCUCCGGUGGUGGCAAUGCCGACGCUGUCAUAGCGAAAAUGAACCAGCGCUUAGACAUGGUGUCGCACCUAGAUACGGACACGAUGCAAGGAGGACACUACAGCUCUGGUGGAGACAGGUAUGAUUCAUAUGAGUCCUACGACUCAAGGUCUUCACUGAACGACCGUGAUCUGUACAGAUCCGGCUAUGAUUACAGUGAGGCUGAACAUGACAACGACAAUGCCUAUGAAGGUCACUAUGACAGCUUCUAUGGGAACCGCAGGGACCAGUACCAGAACAGAGCACGGGACAACUUUGGCCAGCGGGGUCAGAACUGGGCCAGAGACGGGCGAAAUAACAGACCCAUGGCAUCUUCGUAUUCCGGGCGCAUGGGCGGACAGUGGAAUGAGCCGCCACAGUCGAUGGGAGGGCGGGGCCUUGGCCCCCACGGCUCCUCUAGGCUCCCAUCCCUCUUCUCCCACAACAUUAUCCCCGAACUCAGCAUGUUCCAGGGAAUGCGAGGUUUCUCUGGAAACAUGCGCUUUGGAGGAGGCAUGAUGAAACAACGAAUGAGGAGAAACUGGAAAAUAUGGGACUCAGACUUUAAAAUGCAGAAAAAGAAAAUCAAAAAGGACCCUACCACUAAGAAGCGAAAGCAAACAAACAGCUCGGAUGAACCGGACAGCAAGGCAGCAAAAACCGAUGGCUCUGAUAACUCUGAUUCUGACAACGAGGAGGGAACUGAAGGAGAAUCGGGAGAAAAAGAGGAGAAAGAGGGCUCCAGAGGUGAGGGGGAAGAUGAAGAAGGAAAAGAUUCUGAGAAAGGUGCUUUAACAAUUCAAGAAGAGAUCAGUCAAAUCAAACGCAAAUUGCAGGCGGGCAAGAAAACUCAAGAGAGGCAAAAGAAGAGGCAUCGGGAUCGCAUGGUAGAAAGGAUCCAGUUUGUUUGUUCGUUAUGCAAAUACCGGACCUUCUACGAUGAUGAGAUGAACAGUCACCUGGAGAGCAAAUUCCAUAAGGAACACUUCAAGUUUGUUGGGACCAAACUGCCUCAACAAACAGCUGACUUCCUCCAGGAAUACGUUGCUAACAAAACUAGGAAAACUGAAGAGAGUCGUAAAGCAAUUGAAGCCAUUAAUGCAGUCAUUCAACAGAUUUAUAGGGACCAAGAUCUUACACAAGAUGUUGGCAUGGAGCAUUUUAUUAAGAAGGUUGAGGCUGCUCACUGUGCUGCUUGUGACCUCUUUAUCCCAAUGCAGUAUGGCAUCAUCCAGAAACACCUGAAGUCCCUUGACCAUAACCACAACCGCAGGGCCAUGAUGGAGCAGUCCAAGAAAUCGUCGCUAGUAGUUGCAAGGAGUAUUCUGAACAACAAACUAAUCAGUAAGAAACUGGAACGCUACCUGAAGGGUGAGAAUCCCUUCACAGAUGACCCAGAAGAAAAAGAGGAGCACGAGGAAGGAGAGGGGGGAGCCAGUGGAAAUGCGGAGGAAGGAACAACUGAAGGGGCUGAUGAAAACAAGGAUGAUGAAGAAAAUCAAGAGGAAGAAAAUCUAGAUGAUGAAAACAAGGAUAAUGAAGAGAACCCAGAGGCAGAAGGAGCUGAAAAUGAGGGGGAGCAAGAGGAGACAGGGACAGAGACAGAGGUAGAGGCACAGCCAGAAGCACAAACACCAGUGGAGCUGGAUGCAGAAGACGCAGAGGAGCAGACUUCACAAGCUGCAGAGGAAUCUCUCCCUGAGGAAGAAGAGCAGCAACUGGUAGAAGGUGAAGAAGAAGAAAGCCAAGAAGCAGCUGCUGCACAAGAGGAUGAGCAGGCCGAGUAAACUCUGGAUGGGGAAGCUGAUGUGUAUAAGACCUGACAUCCGUUUGUUUUUUUAACAUAACUGUAUCUGUGAAUUUCAUAGCACAUAUUUUGGGUUAUUAUUCUACUAAACUCACGUAGGCAGUGGAAGCCUUUAUCUGUAAAGUGAUUUUUGGGAAAUAGAUUUUUUUUUUGGUUUUUGUUUGUUUGUUUUUUUUAAUACACCAAAUCUUCAUUUUAGUAGCUAGGUUUUGUGCGGUCUCUGUUUUUUAGAUGGCUUUGUACUAGGAGAAUUUCCUUUGAGCAUGUGUACAAACCAGUGCUACAUCACAAUCUGGCAAAUUAAACCUCACCUCUUCCCCGUGAAACUUUUCUAUAUUUAACAAAGAUGUGGUUUGUCCCCGUAGCCUGUCUGUCUGGAAACAUCAGGAAUUCAGCUCCAGGGUUUUAACUUCUGCAGUGUAUGCUGUAAGGUUCUGCAUAAUUCCCAUGUGACUGUAAUACUCCUCCCCAUAUUUUACUCUUUCUUUUAAUGCAGAGCAAAACUAAGUGGUGUCAACAUUGUAUUGUUUGUAAAAUGCUUUCGUUUCAAGGUGAAUGUUUUGGUGGGUGGAGAUAAAGGACUACCUUGAGAUUA
Struthio camelus australis is the source of this 4203-nucleotide messenger RNA. The record is from RefSeq and is a predicted model, not a curated record. NCBI's taxonomy places the organism in Eukaryota, Metazoa, Chordata, Aves, Struthioniformes, Struthionidae.